Pipistrellus kuhlii (Kuhl's pipistrelle) is the source of this 1634-nucleotide messenger RNA. RefSeq names its product plasminogen activator inhibitor 1 RNA-binding protein-like. Gene Ontology annotation, cellular component: cytoplasm; nucleus. The record is from RefSeq and is a predicted model, not a curated record. Lineage: Eukaryota; Metazoa; Chordata; Mammalia; Chiroptera; Vespertilionidae. Gene Ontology annotation, molecular function: mRNA 3'-UTR binding.
CAAACAGUAAGUGUAAUGCGUGUCGUAAGAAUAGAAUUACUGCAUCUUGUGGGAAGAGCUGAAGCAGGCGCUCUUGGCUCGGCGCAGCCCGCUGCAAUCCGUGGAGGAACGCGCCGCCGAGCCACCAUCAUGCCUGGGCAUUUACAGGAAGGCUUCGGCUGCGUGGUCACCAACCGAUUCAACCAGUUAUUUGACGACGAAUCAGACCCCUUCGAGGUGUUGAAGGCAGCAGAGAACAAGAAAAAAGAAGCCAGCGGGGGCGGUGUUGGAGGUCCCGGGGCUAAGAGCGCAGCUCAGGCCGCGGCCCACAUCAACUCCAAUGCGGCAAACAGCUGCGCAGAGUCCCAGAAAGAACGCAAGAACCCGCUGCCAUCCAACAUCGGCGUGGCUGACAAGAAAGAGGAGACGCAGCCGCCCGUGACGCUUAAGAAAGAUGGAUUAAGACGUGUUGGAAAAAGACCUGAUCAACAACUUCAGGGUGAAGGGAAAAUAAUUGAUAGGAGACCAGAACCGCGCCCACCUCGUGAAAGACGAUUUGAAAAGCCACUUGAAGAAAAGGGUGAAGGAGGAGAAUUUUCAGUUGAUAGACCAAUUAUUGACCGGCCUAUCCGAGGCCGGGGUGGUCUUGGAAGAGGUCGAGGCAGACGUGGACGAGGAAUGGGCCGAGGAGAUGGAUUUGACUCUCGUGGCAAACAUGAAUUUGAUAGGCAUAGUGGAAGUGAUAGAUCUGGCCUGAAGCACGAGGACAAACAUAGAGGUAGCGGAUUUCACAACGGGGGAACUGUCAAAGAUGAAUUAAUGGAGCAACCAAAUGUGACUGAGGAAACACCUGAAGGUGAAGAACAUCCAGUUGCAGACACUGAAAAUAAGGAAAACGAAGUUGAAGUAAAGGAAGAGGGUCCAAAAGAAAUGACUUUGGAUGAGUGGAAAGCAAUUCAAAAUAAGGACCGGGCAAAAGUAGAAUUUAAUAUACGGAAACCAAAUGAAGGUGCUGAUAGUCAGUGGAAGAAGGGAUUUGUUCUUCAUAAGUCAAAGAGUGAAGAGGCUCACACUGAAGAUUCGGUUAUGGAUCAUCAUUUCCGGAAGCCAGCAAAUGAUAUAACGUCUCAGCUGGAGAUCAAUUUUGGAGACCUUGGCCGCCCAGGACGUGGUGGCAGGGGAGGACAAGGUGGCCGUGGGCGUGGUGGACGUCCAAACCGAGGCAGCAGGACUGACAAGUCAAGUGCGUCUGCUCCUGAUGUAGAUGACCCAGUUAAGCUCUGGCUUAACUGGAUGCCAUAAGAUAACCCUGGUUCCUUUGUGGACCCUACUUCUCUGAGGUUUUGCAUGCUUAAGGAUCCCAACAGUCUAAGAAAUUAAAAAAAAAGAAGAAAAAAAAAGACUGUCAUUCAUACCAUUCACACCUACAGACUGAAUUUUAUGUUUUGAAAAUGAACUUCUCUCGCUACACAGAAGUAACAAAUAUGGUAGUCAGUUUUGUAUUUAGAAAUGUAUUGGUAGCAGCGAUGUUUUCAUAAUUUUCAGAGAUUAUGCAUUACUUCAUGGAUAUUUUGUAUUGCUGCUUGCAAAUAUGCAUUUCCAAACUUGAAAUAUAGGUGUGAACAUGUGUACAAAAAAAAAAAAAAAAAAAAGAA